CCCUUCUUUACCUAUCUGACUGUUGUUGCGACCCCGGUCCCACAAAGUCAGGCAACUCGGUUGAAGCGCCGUUCUCAGGGCAUAUUGGGGAGAGGGAAGCUAUAAUCUUUGCGCCAAGUUCACAAAUCGUGAUUUUUAGGAGAAUCGUCAGCAUGGGCAACUUUAAGAGGUCAAUUCUAGCUGCUUCACUAGUUUCGACAGCUUGUACGCAAAAAGUUCUUGAUUUGAGCACGAUUGAAUGGACAUUGACAAGUCCAAACUUCACAUACAUCUCCGUGCCAGGAUAUGUACCGUCGCAAGUUCAUCUUGAUCUUCGUGCGGCACAGGUUAUCGGGGACCCUUUAUAUGCCCUAAAUGAAUUUAAUUUGCGGUGGAUACCUUACUCGAACUGGACUUAUACCUCAUCUCCACUUUCAGAAUUCAAAGAUACAGUUACCACAUGGAUUGUUUUCAAUGGUUUAGACACAUUUGCCUCGAUUCAGCUCUGCGGACAUCAUAUAGCAGCCACGAACAAUCAGUUCAGACAGUACGCCUUCGACGUAACAGAUGCACUGGUCUCGUGUAAUGACCCGGUGCUCUCUAUCGAUUUUGGGAGCGCCCCGAUUAUUGCAAAUGCAACUGCUGAACUGCCCGGUCAAAAUUCAUGGCCUUAUGGUGUCCAGCAGCUUUAUGAGUUUCCGAAUCGAGAGUUCAUCCGCAAAGAGCAGAACGAUUUCGGGUGGGACUGGGGACCUGCCUUCUCGCCGGCUGGUAUCUGGCAGCCUGCUUAUGUGGUUCAACUAGCAUCCGACCAAGCGUACGCCCUUAAUACUCUGGUGGAUAUCUAUCGGGAGGAGCAGAGGAAUCUCUUGCCUCCGGAUCAAUCUAGGGACUGGGUACUCAAUGCAAGCAUCGACUAUGUCGGCUCGCUGCCUCCCAAUGCAGAUAUUCAGUAUACUCUCGAGAGAGGGAGUAAUACAAGUAACCUCAGUGGGAGAUUGGGAAAUAUCACCCUAAGCAAGGGGAGAGUGACCGGUAGUAUAAUCAUACCUAGCGAUGCUGUAGAACUAUGGUGGCCUGUAGGUAUGGGCUCACAAACGUUAUACAACCUGACCCUCCACGUUGUGGGCGAUCAGGGGAACACCAUAGUCACAGUCAACAGAAGGGUUGGAUUCCGCACCAUUUUCAACAAUCAGCUGCCGGUAUCGCAGGAACAGCUCGAACGCGGUGUCGCUCCAGGAGCAAACUGGCACUUUGAGAUCAAUGGACACGAGUUCUAUGCCAAAGGCUCAAAUUUCAUCCCCCCAGAUCCAUUUUGGCCAUCGGUUACAGAAGAGCGUAUUCGUGUCUUGUUUGACAGUGUCGUUGACGGGAACCAAAACAUGCUGCGAGUCUGGUCUUCAGGGGCUUAUGCGCCAGACUUCAUGUUUGAUCUUGCCGACGAGAUGGGUAUAUUGCUUUGGAGUGAGUUUCAAUUUGGAUGCGCCUUGUAUCCUGUGGAUGAAGCUUUUCUGGAGAAUGUUGCAGAGGAGGCAGAGUAUCAGGUCCGCCGUGUGAAUCAUCAUCCGUCGCUGGCUUACUGGGCUGGAGGCAACGAGCUUGAGAACCUUGAGCUCGCUCUGGUUAAUAAGACUGCACCGGAACAGUAUCCAAAGUAUCUUGCAGAGUACGAAACGCUGUUUCUGGAUACCCUGGCGACGAUUGUGUUUGCCAACACCCGGAGCAUAUCGUACUCUCCGUCCAGUACUACCAACGGUUGGCAGAGUUUGGACUUCUCAAAGAUGCAGCCAAUCACUCAGAGGUAUAACAAUCUUACACAGGGAUCGAUAUAUGGAAACACUGAUCACUACAACUAUAAUCCCUCGCAAGCAUUCAAUCUGUCUACGUAUCCCGUAGGCCGGUUUGCAAACGAAUUCGGUUAUCACUCAAUGCCGUCGCUCCAGACAUGGCAACAAGCCGUAGACGCCGCGGACCUUCAUUUCAACUCUACCGUCGUCAUGCUUCGGGACCACCACCCUCCCGCAGGCGGUACCUCUACUUCAAACAUCUACAACACUUCCAUCGGGCAAGGCCAGAUGACAAUGUCAGCCCAGCGCUGGUACCCUGUUCCGAACAAGACGGAUCCCCUGGCCAACUUCUCCGCCUGGUGCCAUACAACACAAAUCUUCCAAGCCGACUUCUACAAAGCCCAAAUCGCCUUUUACCGCCGGGGGAGCGCCCUCCCCGAGCGACAAUUAGGCUCACUGUACUGGCAACUCGAGGAUCAAUUCCAAGCGCCGACUUGGUCGGGAAUCGAAUACGAUGGACGAUGGAAGGUGCUCCACUACGUGGCCAAGGACGCCUACGAGCCCGUCAUCAUUGCUAGUUUCCACAACGCCUCGACGCAGGCCCUCGACAUCUGGGUCCUCUCAGACCUUUGGACCACCAUCUCUGCGUCGGUAUCUCUGACGUGGUAUGACUGGUCCGGAGCACCGCUGCAAGACAUCAACACUAAUACCAACAACACGCUGGAAGAAGCAGCGGGGACGAAUAUAACCGUUCAUCCCAUCAAUGGAACCAAGAUCCUCUCCUCGAACCUCGACACUCUUUUGGCGGGUCAUCCGCCGACCAAUGCGCUCCUUGCCAUGCACGUCACGGCCCAAGGCACCUUACCCAACUCCAAUGCCUCGACAACAUUUUCCCACACGUCCUGGUUCCACGCGUCUCCGCUGGUCAGCGCCGAGAUGCAGGAUCCCGGGUUGCAGCUCACGCACAACAAUGUCACCGACACGUUCACAAUGACGGCUACCAAAGGGGUUGCGGCGUGGGUGUGGUUGGACUACCCUUCUUCGUCUUCGAAUGGGGCUUCGCAGGGGGGUGGGACGGUUGUGAGCUUUGAUGACAAUGGGUUCUGGCUGGGAAAAGGAGAGGUCAAGGAGUUGGGGUUCAGAGUUAAGAAGGAUGAUAGUGAGGGGGGAUGGAAAGGCGGAGUCACGGCGAGGAGUUUGUGGGAUAAUUAUGUCGAGUAA
Periconia digitata is the source of this 2987-nucleotide messenger RNA. Lineage: Eukaryota; Fungi; Ascomycota; Dothideomycetes; Pleosporales; Periconiaceae. The record is from the annotation of a GenBank genome assembly.